AUGAUUCAGAAUCAAGAUCAAUCGAUCAAAAAAAUACAAUUAAUUAUUGAAGAUAUGCUUAUGAGGGGAAAGUCGUGCGCCUAUUUUUGUAUCACAUUUUUUUUAAAAAAACUUCAUGUCAUUAAACAAUUAAAGUUUGAAGCAUUUAUAGUCACAUCUCAUCAAGGAGAAAAAAGUUCGAGACUUUUAAUAGCAGAUUUAAAUUUCCCCUCCGAAAAAUUAAGAGUUACUGAUGAUAAACAGGAGCGGAAGCAUUUUGCAAGUAUGCAAAUAAUGAACGAACGCUGGAGGCUUCAUAGGAAUAAUGAAAGAUUUAAAGAAGUUGCCGUAGUUAUUUGA
Clunio marinus is the source of this 339-nucleotide messenger RNA. Lineage: Eukaryota; Metazoa; Arthropoda; Insecta; Diptera; Chironomidae. The record is from the annotation of a GenBank genome assembly.